GUCUCAUCCUUCUCGCUCCAUCCCCGCCGCAUACACCGCCAUCCGAGUUCCUCAGACAGCCGGAGGUGGUGCACAGGGCCACAGGGCGCACCCUCAAGCGGUCCCCAGCUCGGCUUUGAGGGGCACGAGCGACAGCAUGGACACCAAGCGAUGCUUUGCAAACCGCUUCGAUGACUACCAGGGCAGCCUGCUGGCGGGCCAGUGCGAGGAGGCGGUGGCGCCCUUGGUCACCGCCACCAUCGAGCGCAUCCUCCAGGAGCUGCCUCCGCUUGGGGGCGGCGCUGAGGCCCGGGGUGCCACGGCCACAGCCAGCGGCUGCCAGGGGGGGCUGUACAGCGGCGUGGCCGGGGUGGCCUACAUGCUCUACCACGUCUCCCAGAGUCCGCUCUUCGCCGCGGCCCGGGAGCGCUACCUGCGCUCGGCCAAGCGCCUCAUAGACGCGUGCGCCCGCGCCGAAGAGUGGGGUGAGCCGGACGCCGACACCCGCGCUGCCUUCCUGCUCGGGGGCGCGGGCGUGUACGCCGUGGCCACGCUCGUAUAUCACGCCCUGGGCCGGUCCGACUACGUGCAGCCGCUGGGCAAGUUCCGGGCUCUGUGCGCCGUCUGCGCGCCGGUUUCCUUCCUGGAGUGCGGCUCGGACGAGCUGUUCGUGGGCCGCGCGGGCUACCUGUGUGCCGCGCUGGUGCUCAAGCAGAAGCUCGCCCAGGAGGUACUGACUCCAGCACAGAUCAAAUCAAUUUGCCAGGCAAUUCUGGACUCUGGGAAGCAGUAUGCCAUGAAAAAGAGAAAACCGAUUCCCCUGAUGUAUUCUUACUAUGGAACUGAGUACUUGGGGGCAGCUCAUGGCCUGUCAUCCAUUCUCCAGAUGCUUCUGUCUUACCAUGAGCACCUCAAGCCCUCAGAUCGUGAGCUGGUAUGGCAGAGUGUAGACUUCCUUAUGGAACAGGAACAGAACUGCAACUGGCCCCCUGAGCUUGGCGAGACGAUCGAGAGGGAGAAUGAGCUGGUACACUGGUGCCACGGUGCUCCAGGAAUUGCCUAUCUGUUUGCCAAAGCUUAUCUGGUUUCCAAGAAGCCACAGUACCUGGACACAUGUAUUCGGUGUGGGGAGCUCACGUGGAAGAAGGGCCUGCUAAAGAAGGGGCCAGGGAUUUGCCAUGGCGUAGCUGGCAGUGCCUAUGUCUUCUUGCUGCUGUACCGGCUCACAGGAAACUCGAAAUACAUCUAUCGAGCCCAAAGGUUUGCUCAGUUCUUAUUUACUGAGGAAUUCAAGGCCGGUUCUCGGGUCCUUGAAAGCAUCUACAGCUUGUAUGAAGGCUUCUCCGGGACCGUGUGCUUUCUCAUCGAUCUGCUGCAGCCCAAUCAGGCUGAAUUCCCUCUCUUCAGCGUCUUUGUUUAGAAGGGUCCAUCUUCCACUGUGGGCUUGCUGAGGUCCCCUGAGAUUUCCUGAGCCUACCCAAGGCAGUUUCCACAUAAGCCACAUUUAAUGGUAUCACAACCAUGAGCCUUAACAUUGCCACCAGAAGGAGGGGAGAAGGCAGGUGAAGGCAGUGAUACCAAACUCAAGAGACAAUCUGCAAAACGAAGAUGCUGCUGCACAUCUAAAACCAUAGAGAUUUAGUAUUUCAGGGAAUAGAUGUGAAACCAGGGAUCAAAGGAAAACAGGAAAGAGAAAUAUCUAUUUUCAGUUAUGAUAUAGAAAAUAAAACUGAAAUGUGGAGUAGGGCAAUAAAAUGCUAAUACCUUCACAUUUGGAAAGUAUUUGACCAUUGUGGGUACCCUCCACCCCUAAAUUCAGGGAAAAAAAAGACAAUUAAAAACUAAAGUCAUUGCCCAGUUGAAAGCUGCAAGUAGGGAUGAAGUGUCAGGUUGUUGAAGGACAUAAAAGAAAACUCUUAGUUGUCCUAUGCCUUUACUUACUGAAAUUCAUGAUGUUUACUGAAUGAAGAUAUUUGCAUAUCAGUCUCUUUUUUUAAUCAUUACCCUGGGCUCUUUAAAGAAAUCAUGUCAUAACUUAUACAUUGAAAUUCAAAAGUUUCCUUAGGCCUCAGAACAUCUCUUCCUGGUUCCUUUUCCUUUCCUAAUGCUCAAUUAGAACAGCAAAACUCAUAUGCUAGCAAAUACUGUCACAAGUUUUGCUGUCCAGUGUUUUUCUCAGUUUGAAGUGUGAGCUGUGUAUCGUCUGUUGUUAGUAAUUUAUUUUUAAAAAUGCAUUUAUAUACAUAAUCAGUAUGAAGCUAUUAGCAGAACUGUAAAAUAUACUAUUGGUAAAAAUCACUCAUCUCAGACAUCAGGGUAACCACUACAAAGAUGUGUCAUUUCUGUCUUUGAUGGAAUACUGUGUCCCCUAGGACAGGCAGAAACAGGCUGGGAGAAGCACCACUGUUUGUGGAAAGAACAUUGCUCAGUAUUUUAGUAUUAUUAGAUUAAGAGAUGAGGGAACAACCUGGCUAGUCACCGUACCUUCCAAAGUCUGCUAGAAAUUGGCUACAAUACCCAUUGAGUCAAAUUAUCAUAUCAUAUACAGUCCUGCAGUAAACACAUAGAAAUUGUGAAGCUGCUUCAAUUAAAUAGUGAGUUGCAGAACUACUACAGGAGCAUCUGUCACUUAAAUGUGCAGAACGUGAGUCUACCCCUUUCUUAUAAUUUGGUCAUUGUAAAUUUCAUACUGCAUAAGACUUAGUUAUUUAAAUAGUUAUUAAAUAUUUGAAGAUAUAUGUAUAUAUGUGUAUAUAUGCACAUAUGUGUAUACAAGUAUAUUUGUGUACCAUCUGUCCUCAUGUAAACUUCUAGCAAUUGUUGAUAGUUCAGUAGUUCCUAACUUGAAUCAUAGGUAGACUUUUGGAAGUGUUAGGGAAUACUCUGUUGCCUAAAAUAUUUAUGUGUAUGUUGGCGUGUGUGUGUGUGUACACUCAUUUUUUGGUGUAGAGAAUCUCUUGCAUUCAUAAGAUCCUAAAAGAAUCUGACCCCCAAACAGUAAGAACUCUGUGUGUUUUAUGGCUCUGUGUAUGUUUUCACUCAUUAAAACAACUGCAACAUAAUUCUUUUUUUAAACUAUGA
Molecule: messenger RNA, 3060 nt
Organism: Oryctolagus cuniculus (rabbit)
Lineage: Eukaryota; Metazoa; Chordata; Mammalia; Lagomorpha; Leporidae
Gene: LANCL3
Product: LanC like family member 3
Biological process (GO): carbohydrate metabolic process; peptide modification
Cellular component (GO): plasma membrane
Source: RefSeq, a predicted model, not a curated record